Metarhizium brunneum ARSEF 3297 is the source of this 867-nucleotide messenger RNA. RefSeq lists its product as uncharacterized. The record is from RefSeq and is a predicted model, not a curated record. Lineage: Eukaryota; Fungi; Ascomycota; Sordariomycetes; Hypocreales; Clavicipitaceae.
AUGCUUCUCCCCUCGGCACUCUCUUGCGACUCGGCGCAGCCGUCGCGGCCCGCGCUUCAGUCCAGCUACUUCUCUCCUCCCGCCAGUCCGCCCACCAUUACCUCUGCCACGGCUCUCGGCAACAUCAUGACGACCUGCCGAUCCUUACAAUCGCUCAUUGCGACGCCUGCUUCUCCCUCUUCCCUGUCCAUCGUGCCGCCGCCAUCCUUGGCGCAGUUGCCUACACCUCCCUUGGCCCAUGCUGCUCUGCCGAUGAAGCUUCGUCUGCGGGCACGUCCUACGCCCUCAAGCUCAAGCACUAAUAGCGAGGACUUGUAUGCUCCGAGAAGAAUGGUCAAGCGGCCUGCACCUUCGCGCGGCAUCAACAAACGUCGCCGCCCCGGGGGCGAUGACAUGGGCCGGGGAGAUGUCCCAUCAGAGGAAGAGGACAUGGACAGCGAUGUCGAGUCCGGAAGCGACUGCCAGCAGUUGCAACCACGCUCAGACAACCAACCUGAAGAGCCCGCUGCUCCCACGACACCGAAACGUGCACGGAUAGCCCCAGAGCGGCUACCACUAGGCUUGCAACGUUCCGACUUUCACGACAUCCAUCAUCUAGAGGGCGGAUGCUCCAGCGAUGGCAAGGGAACAGAGGUCGAGGUGGAAGCAGACGGCGAGGAGUGGAGCGCAGAGGACGACCGCAUCCUAGUCGAGCUCGUCCUGGAGAAACUCAAGCUCGCCAAGUCGGAGUGGCACGACUGCGCCCGCAAUCUGGGCAAGGACAGACACAGCGUAAGUCGACGGUGGAAGAGCCUCAUCAUGAGAGGGGACGUUGGUCUCAAGACGAGAUCAAGUAACCGCCGUCGUCUACACUCUACCUGGCGGUGA